Zygotorulaspora mrakii is the source of this 1410-nucleotide messenger RNA. RefSeq names its product dolichyl-diphosphooligosaccharide--protein glycotransferase subunit OST1 (gene OST1). The transcript has a single exon. The coding region runs from base 1 to 1410 and encodes 469 amino acids. Gene Ontology annotation, cellular component: oligosaccharyltransferase complex; membrane. NCBI's taxonomy places the organism in Eukaryota, Fungi, Ascomycota, Saccharomycetes, Saccharomycetales, Saccharomycetaceae. The record is from RefSeq and is a predicted model, not a curated record.
AUGGUGAAUUGUUGGAGCUGGUACGUUGCGGCUAUCUGUAUCUUUCUCAGAUUUGGCCUUUGUGAAUCAUUUAUUCCAAAUAGUUCUUGGGAAAACAUUGAGUACCAAAAGCUGGUUGAUGUCAAGCACGCAUAUAUCAAUGAAGCUUUUCUGAUCACCAUCAAGAACAUUGCAAGUGAACCACAGAGUGAAUACUUUUUGGCGCUCACAGAGGAGAUAUUCGAGAAGAUUUCUUUAUUUGAAGUGCAGCUUGCGAACAAAAAUGUGUAUGUCAAUGCAUCCUUAUACCAAUCAAAGUGCCUACUUGAUGAUGGAUCAGUUGUGGGUUAUGGAUUAAUCAGUCUUCCUUCCCCAAUUGAGCCCGGCAAACAAGUAUCUUUGACAAUAAAGCUAUCCCAUACUGCUCAUGGCCUUCCACAUCCUGAACACAUAUUAUUGAAGGAUGCGCAAAAUUUGCGUUUCAAAACCGCGAGACUCCCAUUUUCUGCCUACUAUACGAGAAAAGCAAACUUACAGCUGCUGGGCAGUUCCAAAUUCACUGAAUUGAGUGCUCCAAAUGACCAAAGUUUAAGAGGUACGCAGAGAGAUGAUUCUUAUGAGUUCCAGUCUUGGGAUGACAUUCCACCUUUCGAGACGAAAAAUCAAUUAGACGUCAUUUAUGUGCACGAUUUACCUCUCAUUGAGGUGCUGAAAUUGAAAAGAGAUGUAUGGGUAUCCCAUUGGGCCUCCACUUUACAAUUUGAAGAGUAUUAUGAGUUGAUUAAUCGUUCUGCCAAGUUGAAAAAUGGGUUUUCCAGGUUAGAACUAAUGCAAGACCAGAAGAAUAUGAGGUUGAGUCAUUAUUGCUCUGUUUUGGAGAUGAAUUUACCUGAGGAAUCAUCUGAGCACUAUUAUACUGAUUUAGUUGGAAUGGUUUCUACUUCUCGUGUGCUUGGUGAUAACUUGUACAUCAAACCGAGGUAUCCACUGUUUGGUGAAUGGAAAUAUAAUUUUACUGUGGGUUGGACUAAUAAGCUAUCUACAUUUUUACGCCAGUCUUCAAAGGAGUCUUUCAUUUUGGUCGUUCCAUUGCUCAAUGGCCCAACAGAUGCUUUUUAUGGAAAAUCCGAAAUUUCAGUCUUUUUACCAGAAGGUUCAGUACUUCAAGCAUUAGAUUCCUCUGUUCCUAUGAAGUCAGCAGAAGUACACACACAAAAAUCAUAUCUAGAUUUGAAUAAGGGACAUAUCAAGGUAACCUGUGAAUUCGACAACAUGAUAGAUGCAAAUAGAGAUGGUCAAAUCGUGGUAAAAUAUAGUUAUCCAUCACAAGCUGCUUACAAAAAACCAUUAUCCGUUGCAUGCUAUAUUUUUGCAGCUUUGAUGAGUUUUUUCUUGUUAAAGAGUGUAAAUUUGAAUUUGGAUAAGAAGUAA